GCAAUUGUGACGCCACUCGCCCUUGGUGGGUGGCUACGGCACACCGCGAUGAUUAAGCUUUUCAGCUAGCCCUAAGAAGGGCGAAGGGGUGGCUUCGGAGUUCCAGGAGACGCUGGAAAGCUGGAGCACCGGGGUUCCUACGCUGCCCUCACUACACCGGUAAAACGGAAAUCCUGCUCCAGUGGAGCCAGCAGUCCCCAGGUGGAAGCGGUGGCCCUGAGGCUGCCCCCCGGGCAGCAAAGGGAGCAUCCUCACCUGGUAAGAGGGAGAAGGGAAACUUGGCGCGUAUCUCCCGCGGUGCCAAAGACCAGCCCACCAGCUGCACUGCAGAAACUUAAUACCUCGGAGCAGCGGGAACGUUCAUUUAUUUUCUUACUAGACGUUUGUCUUAAACAUGGACAAACACACCGCCUUCAGAGUAGUGUUUACGUAGUCCGUAAGGGCAACUUUUGCUUCAAGACGUGUUUGAUGCUUCCAAUAUUUGAAUUCUGAUAACUGCUUGGCAUAAUAUUUAAACAUAAAACUGUUAAUUUCCUUUCUCCUUGGUUGGGCCCGAAAUACUAUUUUUGUCUUUCGGGUGUUGAUGUUGAAAUAUGCCUUUUUAGCAUGUUGAAAUGGCUGUACCUAAAGACGCCAUCCCUUCCUUGUCGGAAUGCCAGUGCGGGAUCUGCAUGGAAAUCCUGAUUGAACCCGUAACACUGCCCUGUAAUCACACUGUCUGUAAUGCAUGCUUCCAAUUGACUGUGGAAAAGGCGAGUUUAUGCUGUCCUUUCUGUCGCCGCCGGGUCUCUUCGUGGACCCGGUACCAUGCCCGAAGAAAUUCUCUCAUCAAUAAGAAACUGUGGGAGAUAAUCAAAAAGCACUAUCCAGAGGAAUGCAAGAUUAGAGCCUCUGGGCAAGGAUCAGAAGAAAUCGUUGAUGACUAUCGGCCAGUUCAUCUGUUAAGUAAACCUGGGGAAUUGAGAAGAGAAUAUGAAGAGGAAAAAAGCAAGGUGGAGGCAGAGCGACGAGCCAAUGAGGAAGAAGAAAACAAAGCCAGUGAAGAAUACAUCCAGAAAUUAUUGGCAGAGGAGGAAGAAGAAGAAAAAAGACAGGCAGAACAAAGGAGAAGAGAGAUGGAAGAACAGCUGAAAAGUGAUGAAGAAUUGGCAAGAAAGCUAAGCAUUACUAUUAACCAUUUCUGUGAUGGAAAAGUCUUGGCUUCUCCCAUGAAUUCUAGAAAAUCGGAUCCAGUCACAAGCAAGUUGCAAAAGAAAAAUAAAAACAAACAAACAAGUACUGGAGAUAUUGAGAAGUAUUUGUCACCUAAAUCUCCAUUUGGGUCAGCAUCACAGUCUGAAGUUGUACAAGAAAGCAAGAAGUGCUCCAUGUCUAAGGAAACUGAUGGUAGUGAUGUGAAGAGCCCUAUGUGGCAAGAAAUUGAGGAAGAUAUGCCAACACUUUCUCCACAAUUAUGCCUUGAAAUUCAAGAACAAGAUACAAAGUCUUUAAUAGAAUCACCUAUGCCUCAGUUAUGUGCCAGUGGUACAGAAUGGUGCCUUGAAGAAGUCAAAAUGAAGCCAAGCAAUCAUGAUAAAGAAUUGUGUGUCACAAAUUAUGAGGGACCCAAAGCCAGAGUUCCCUGCUCUAGAGAAGCUGAAGUUAAGCCUUGUGGCAAACCAGAGAAUGGGUGCACUAUAGUAGAUAUGACACAGAUAAUUGAAAAUAACACAAUUGAGACAGAAAAUGAAGAGUCUCGCCUACUGAUCAGUAAGGAAGAUAUAUCCAAAAGAAAAAACCAAGAGCCUUUGUUUGAAGCAGUGAGGGAUCCAUGCUUUUCUGCAAAAAGAAGGAAAAUGUUCCCUGCAUCUUCCUCAGAGCAAGAAGAAACAGAAAUCAGCUUUACCCAAAAACUGUUAGAUUUGGAACAUCUACUCUUUGAGAGACGUAAACAAGAAGAACAGGACAGGUUAUUAGCAUUACAAAUUCAAAAAGAAGUGGAUAAAGAACAAAUGAAGCCAAACCGACAAAAAGGAUCCCCAGAUGAAUAUCAGUUACGUGCCACACCCUCACCUCCAGACAAAUUGCUAAAUAGACGGAGGAAUAAUUCCAAAGAUAGGGACUUUAAAGGACAAACUGAUAUAGAGCAUUCAAAACCUCAGCGAGUCCCAAAAAAUGAACAUUGGCAACCUUCCUUUAAGAUCCAGUUGAAACAUUCAGUUAAUGUUAAUGGAAGAAGGAAGCCAAAUUCUUCUGGAGAUCAUUGUAAUGUAUCUAAAAGUGCUCAUUCCCUACAGUCUAGUAAGUCACAGAAGAGUAUUUUUCAGAUGUUUCAGAGAUACACAGAGUGAUGCAUGAGUGGAGGGAAUGUUUUAAAAUCUAGUAAAGCUGGAUCGUAAUGCUCCUUUUUUUUUAUUAAAGAAGGUGUAUACUUUUUUUAUUCUGCUCUGUGGGCACAACUCAUUGUCUGUAAUUGAAGGACUGUGCAAUUAUGAGGGAGGAAUGUAGAAAUGUACUUCUGCCCAAGUCAGUGAUAAACAAGAGUCCCGAUCCUUUAUUAACAACUGUGAUAUGCUAAGGUGGACGAUCCUUAUAGAUCAUAGAUACAGGAACUCCUAGGCCAACUCCCAAGAAAUCUUUAAGUGCCAUUCUCUUUCCAAAAAAAUGCAUGUUUUAUUCCCUUUGCUCAACUUUUUGACCUGACUUAACUCCUUGGUAUAGUAUAAUCUUGCUUUGAUUAUACUAUACCAACUAGUUAAGGAAUUAGGCUUAAAAAUCAGGUUUUUUUGUUACUUUGCCAUGCUUGCCAUGUGAAAUGUAUCUUCUAUAACACUAAAGUAAUCUGACUUUUAUCUUUUUAUUUUAAGCAUUAUGGCAUUUUAUUUAAAAUGGGUUAGGAUCACAUGAAAUCAGAGUUUUCUGGAAAAUUGUGAUUGACAGAAAGGAAACUAGACAUCCGAUACAAAGGAGUUAAGAGUAGAGGUUAGGCUGAGUAGAGCAAACCGACACUUUGGAAACAUUGGAACUCAGUGGGUGAUCAGAAACUGGGUCCAGGACAGAGCAGCAGGUGUAGUUGUUAGGCAGAGCAUGCUCCCUAAUUCUUUGCCAAAUGACAGAAAACAUUGAGUUUUACAGCUUGUCACACUGCAGACACUGCUGUCAAAAUCAAAAUUAGUUAUUAAAUUACCUGUAAUUUUGGAAAUUAACAUUUUUAUGAAUCUUCUAUUCCAGGGGAAAAAGAUGGGAAUUUACUGUAGGAGAGUUAAAUCACAAUAUACUGUGUUUGGAACCUGAAACAUAAAUAACCAUGUGUUUAUUUACUUAUAUUAUCAUCUGUAUUGGGAGUGACUUUUAUUUGUAUUUAUGGACAGAAAUAUUAUGAUGCUUGGGUUUUACCUUAUACUACCCCUCAAAGUUAAAUCAGAGUCAGUGCUUUCAUUUUGCGACAUUUAGAAAUUCCUAAAUUUUUGUUUCAUUAAUAUGAGCAACCUUCAGCAAACAACAGUUUUAACAGCAUGUCUGCUGAUGUCUAGUAAUUCAUCCUUUUAAAGGUAAAAAGACAAUAAAAUGUCCUAAGAGCUUUAGUCUACCUUAACUUUGUCAGUAUUUUUACACACUCUGAGUAGUGAUUAUGCUGAAAUAACAUGUACUCAGAAACUAACAAAAUUUGCCUAAAACAGACUAAAAUUUAUUUCUCAUCAAACUGAUACUUUUCAAAGAGUGAUUUCACUCCACAUUUUAGGGAAGACAUUGAUGGGUCUGAGCCCUGACUAGUGUGGCUCAGUGGGUUGAAUGUCGGCCUGUGAAUUGGAGGGUCCCCGGUUCAAUUCUCAGCUAGAGCACAUGCCUGGGUUGUCGGCCAGGUCUCCAGCUGGCAGUGUGUGAGAGGCAACCAAUAAUCGAUGUUUCCUUGCACAUCAAUGUUUCUCUCCCUCUCUUUCUCCCUUCCUUCGCCUCUCUCUAAAAAUAAAAAGUAAACAAAUAAAAGUUAUAUAAUUAAGUUUUCCUGAAAUAGUCCAUGACUGAAGCGGGGGGUUGGGGUGGGGAUAGUAUGAUGUACCUAGGAUUUAUAUAUUUAAUUAUUUAUAUGUCUGUGAAGUCUUCCUGACUAAAGUUGGUUUUAAAAUAAAUUUAAAUUUCUUUAAUUAGUCUUUCCUUUUUAAAAAAUCUUUUAAAAACAUUUUUAUUUACUUAUUUUUAGAGAGGGGAAGGGAGGGAGAAAGGAGCAGAGAAACAUCA
Molecule: messenger RNA, 4218 nt
Organism: Phyllostomus hastatus (greater spear-nosed bat)
Lineage: Eukaryota; Metazoa; Chordata; Mammalia; Chiroptera; Phyllostomidae
Gene: RNF168
Product: ring finger protein 168
Exons: 6
Coding region: 615-2330 (571 amino acids)
Biological process (GO): double-strand break repair; protein ubiquitination
Cellular component (GO): site of double-strand break; nucleus
Molecular function (GO): nucleosome binding; ubiquitin-protein transferase activity
Source: RefSeq, a predicted model, not a curated record